Closterium sp. Yama58-4 is the source of this 894-nucleotide messenger RNA. NCBI's taxonomy places the organism in Eukaryota, Viridiplantae, Streptophyta, Zygnematophyceae, Desmidiales, Closteriaceae. The record is from the annotation of a GenBank genome assembly.
GCGAAUCAAGGUCGGCCGUCCCAACAACAUUGCUUCCCCUUCGCCUGCUGCGCAGACCAUUGCGAACCCUCUCGCGUUCAGCCAAGCUGCACUGGCUGCUCCCAACCCCAACCUCCUCGCCACCGCAAAGCUCCAGGCUCAGGUGAUUGCGAGCAGCAUCAACCAGAAGGUGCCAGGAGUUGCCGAGGUGCCGCAGAAGCCAGCAGUGAACACGCGCGUGUAUGUGGGCUCGAUCGUGUACGACCUUGCAGAGCCGGAUAUCAUGGCCAUCUUCCAGGCCUUCGGCCCCAUCAAGUCGUGCCAGCUCAUUCCCAACCCCGACACGGGCAAGCACAAGGGCUACGGUUUUGUUGAGUUUGAGACGGAGGAAGCAGCCAAGGGUGCCAUCCAGUGCAUGAACGGCUUCCAGCUGGGUGGCAGGCAGCUCAAGGUCGGAUGGGCCUCUGCCUCACAUGCCCCAAGCGCUGCUUCACCAGCGGCACCUGCCUUCCCAAGCGCCAUUCCAGGCAUGCCGGCUAUCCCGGGGUUCCCCGGUGCUGCCUUGCCAGCAGCAGCAGGAGGGGCGGGGCUGAUGGGAGCAGUGCCUGGCGCUGUCGCUGCUGCCUCCCCAGCAGAGGCAGCAGCAUCACUGCCAGCUUCGCCCUGUCGCUGCAUUGUGAUGCGGAACAUGGUGACACCAGAGGAGGUGGAUGAUGACUUGCAGAGCGAGGUGACGGAUGAAUGUGGCAAGUUUGGCAAGGUGGAGCGAGUUGUCAUCUACCAGGAGCAACAAUCGGAGAAGCCAGGCGAUGCAAUUGUGAAGAUCUUUGUUCUCUUCUCAAGCACCCCAGAGGCACAGGCAGCACAGCAGUCGCUGCACAACAGAUGGUUCGGAGGCCGGCAGGUCAUUGCAAG